Stomoxys calcitrans (stable fly) is the source of this 1240-nucleotide messenger RNA. RefSeq lists its product as uncharacterized. Gene Ontology annotation, biological process: DNA recombination; DNA integration. Lineage: Eukaryota; Metazoa; Arthropoda; Insecta; Diptera; Muscidae. The record is from RefSeq and is a predicted model, not a curated record. The transcript has 2 exons. Gene Ontology annotation, molecular function: DNA binding. The coding region runs from base 129 to 1121 and encodes 330 amino acids.
UGGACAGUUACAUCGAAUUGAAUAAAUGUACUUUAGUGCUCAUACAAAUCUUUAACAGAAGAAGGGCUGGAGAACUUGAGCGCAUCCAAAUUGCUAACUAUACCAACAAAGAAAUUAUAACAAACAGAAUGGAGAAGGAGCUGCUGAGCAAUUUAUCUAAUGAAGCAAUAUUUUUUGCAAGACAAUAUGCUAGGAUUAACCUAAGAGGCAAACUAGGCCGCACUGUACCUGUGCUUCUUUGUCCUUUAACAGUUAAAGCAAUUGAUAAAAUUUUAGAAUACCGCAAAAAAGCAGGGAUAACUAUUAAAAACCCUUUUAUAUUCGCAAACCCGGUAGCUUCCAAAACAUCCAACCAAUACUUUCGUGCAUGUACUUUGAUUAGACAGUUUUCCACUGAAUGCGGUGCAGAAAUUCCGGAAAGUCUGCGUGGAACUAAAUUGCGUAAACACAUAGCCACUUAUAUGUCAAUGAUUAAUGCAGAAGAGGCCUCUAUUGAUAAAUUAGCCAACUUUUUGGGACAUCAUAAAGAUAUCCACAAAAACGUUUACCGAGCAACAAUUCCAGAAGCUGAAGUAAAUUGCGUGUCCCAAAUUCUUAUGGCAGCAAUUGGUAUUAGUGAUAAUGGCGUUAACGACAAUGAAAGCGAUGAAGAUGCCGCAGACGACGAAUGUGAAGGAGGUAACGUUGGUGAUGAAGAUAGUAGAGGUAACGUUGGCAACCAAGGUAAUGGAGGUAACGAAGUGGAUCUUGGUAAUGGAGGCAAUGUCGGUGAUAGAGUUGACUUAGACGACCAGAGCAAUGGGUAUGACGCAGCAGUAAUUGGCGAUCAAAAUAUCAUCACCUCUACCGUGGAAGAUCAAAAUGGAGAUCCAGAUUACAUGCCAAAGAAGAAGAGAAGAAGUACUUCUCCCUAUGGAAAAACGAAACGUCGGAGAUGGACACCAAUGGAGAAAGAAGUGCUGCGCAACGAGCUGGGAGAUCUUGGAAGAAUAAAAAAACUUCCUACCGUAUUAGAAUGCCUCAAAUUAAAAAAAAAAUACAAUAUUUUGGAGGGAAGAACCCCUCAGCAAAUAAAAUCUUUUAUUGAUAAUCAAAAAAAGCCUUAUAGGGACAAGGCCUAAUGAGUGAAUUUCGAAUAUUAAUUUAUUUCUUAAUUGGUUUUAUUUAAAAAACUAUUGCUUCAUUUACUAAAAUUUAAUUAAUCGUUUUUUGUUUUGGAUUUUUUUGUUUUGUUAUGUGA